Messenger RNA from Postia placenta MAD-698-R-SB12, 918 nucleotides. RefSeq lists its product as hypothetical. The annotation marks the transcript as partial. The record is from RefSeq and is a predicted model, not a curated record. Gene Ontology annotation, molecular function: GTP binding. The transcript has 3 exons. NCBI's taxonomy places the organism in Eukaryota, Fungi, Basidiomycota, Agaricomycetes, Polyporales, Adustoporiaceae.
GUUGCGGGUCCCACUGGGGCUGGGAAGUCAUCGUUUAUCAACAUGUUCUGCGGUUCCGAGUUGAAAGUCGGACACAACUUGCGUUCGUGCACAACUGCGAUCGAAGUUGCGUCGUGCAAACUCGAAGGGCAAACGAUCGUGAUGAUAGACACCCCUGGCUUCGACGACUCGGAGCGAUCACAAGCAGAUAUUUUGAAGCAGAUCGCAGACUACUUGGAAUUUAGCUAUGGUCAUGGACAGAAGCUGACUGGCUUAAUCUACCUGCACCGUAUAUCGGACGAUCGCUUUGGCGGGAUUGCACGUGAGAACUUUAGGCUCUUCUCGAAGAUUUGUGGAGACGAUGCCAUGCGAAAUGUCCUUAUCGUGACAACGAUGUGGGAAGAGGUGCAUCAGGAGGUAGGAGAGAGGAGGGAAGGGGAGCUGAUGAAUAAGGAGAUUUUCUUCAAGGGCGCUCUCAAUCACGGUGCUCGUAUGUGUCGUCAUCACAAUACGGUGCUUUCCGCGAGGAACACCGUCAGAGAGCUCCUCGGCUUGUCUCCCCGAGUGGUACAGAUGCAGCACGAGAUUGUCGACGAAUGCAAAGACCUUCCGCAGACUGCAGCAGGAGAGGAGUUGCAGAGCGAACUGGAGAGACAGGCAAAGGAUUACCACCAGAGAAUGCAGGACCUACAGGAAGAAAUCGACGUCGCGUUAGCGAGGAAGGAGCUCCUGCAUCAAGAAGACCUACAGUCUCUCCGAAAUCAAUUAACUGCGAUUGAGGCCAAGCUGUUGAAGGUCCAGGGCGAUGUCAAAAAGAUCAAGGCAGACACCAGGCGGAGAGACAAGAUGCAUGGGAAUCUGUGGGGGAGAUUUUUCAGGGAACCAGAUCGGAGGUGGCCGCCGGUCACCUAUAUCCCAGACAGAACAUGCAGCAUGUGA